AUGCGUAAAAAUAAGCUCCAUGCGUGUAUGUUAUCUUACAAAAAUAGUACGACUACACUUAUACAGUGUAUGCGCGAACAAGAGAAAUCAACUGAAGCAGCGUUGCGUGUGUGCUGGGUUCUUAAUAAGCUCCAAAAACCGUUUUCCGAUUCCGAAAUAGUAAAAGAGUGUAUGUUGGAAGUGGCCACUGCACUUUUUCAAGAAAAUAAAAAAGUCGUUACCUCUAUCCAAGAUAUUCCUUUGUCGGCAAGGAGUAACACAAGAAGGACAGAAAUGUUGGCCGCCGAAAACAAAAAAAGCUUAUUUGAACUUUUACAUAAGUCACCGUGCUACUGCAUUGCGCUUGAUGAAUCUUGUGACUUAGUUGAUUCUGAACAAAUGUCAAUUUUCGUGCGAUUCUUUGACAUUGAAAAUAAAGUGUUUAGAGAAGAGUUACUAGCAAUAUUGACAUUUGAAGGCAAGACUCGUGGAGAAGAUUUAUUUAAGAGUUUUGAUGACUUCAUGAAAAAAUCGGAUUUGAGUUAUGAUAAAAUUGUGUCAAUUUCCACUGAUGGAGCUCCAGCGAUGAUGGGAAAAGAAAAAGGAUUGUUAAAAAGAAUCCGGGAUAAUAAUUCCGGGAUAUUAACUUAUCAAUGCAUAAUUCACCAAACAUCACUUUGUAGUAAACUCAGUGCUACACUGAAAGACGUUAUGGACGGUUUGAUCAAGUUAAUCAAUUUUAUCAGGUCGCGUUCUUCUCUUCAACACAGACAGUUCAAAGAGUUUCUGUGUCAAUGUGAUUCGGCUUAUUCAGAUUUACUACAACACAAUCAUGUUCGUUGGCUCAGUAAAGGUCGAGUAGUUGAACGUUUUUGGAACAUUAAAGAAGAAGUAAAAACAUUCCUAAAAAAUGUAGAUACUGAAGAAGCAAAGAAACAUUCGGAUUUCUUAGAAAACAAUCGAAAUAUAGUUGCAAUGGCUUUCUUAAAUGACAUUUUGAAGUAUUUAAAUACGCUUAAUGUCGAAUUACAAGGAGAAGGGAAAUUAAUAUGUGAUUUAAUACAAAGUGUGUCUGCUUUCCGUCGCAAACUAAAUAUAUUUAAAGGCGACAUUGAACAAAAAAAAUUCAUUCACUUUCCCACAAUAUUUGAAUGCAAAAAUCAUUCUGAAAUUAUAAACAUCGAAACAUUUUUAAGUUUUUUGUCAGAUCUUAUGAAUGAAUUAGAUACUAGAUUCAAAGACUUUUCUGAAAUAGGAAAACUAUCACAAUUCUUAAAAACUCCUUACGACGUUCUCCCAGACGGAGAAUGA
Messenger RNA from Aphis gossypii (cotton aphid), 1290 nucleotides. RefSeq names its product general transcription factor II-I repeat domain-containing protein 2A-like. Bases 1 to 1290 code for a protein of 429 amino acids. The record is from RefSeq and is a predicted model, not a curated record. NCBI's taxonomy places the organism in Eukaryota, Metazoa, Arthropoda, Insecta, Hemiptera, Aphididae. The transcript has a single exon.